UGGGUUCAGCCGUUCAGCAUUGAACGCUAUGAAGUAUCGUUCAGUUACUUAAUUCGUGAUUGUAUUAUCUUAACAUCGUAUCUCACACGAUAGCUGUUCUUCCGAUAAUUUUCAUUUAUAUUGAUUGAUUGCAACGUAACAUGCGAAGAUACACACGGGCAUCGAUACCAAUAAAUUUCGUUAAGCUAUAACAGCAAGUGAUCAAUGGAACAUCAGACUUCACGUUCGCGCCGUCGUACUGCUGACGUCUGUGUAUGUCGCUUUCUUGCUUCGAAUGUUUGUAAUUACAUCAGUGAAAAAUAGAUCAAUUCGCAAAGUGCUUUGUACUCGAGGAUUAAAAUUUUGCAUAAUGGUGAACUUAACAGUUGCCACCUCGUAUUUUAUGUUUUAAUAAUCGAUCGUUGUGUAAUUAAUCGCCGUGAUAUACGAGUAUUGACUGGUCGAAUAGUUGUUCAAAAUCAGGUCCAUAAUGAGUUCUCAACCGAUUGUGGUACCUGGAGGUGAUCAUAGGCCUCAAUCAGAAUCCCAUUCUAUGUCUGUUGGAAGUGCUUCUGAUUCUUUCAAAACUAUGACACCGCCAAAUGUUAGCCGAUCUCUUAGUAACCGUAUUAGUGACCGUGGAUAUGGUACAUUACCAAGUAAGCUAGAACCAGUGGAUCAACAACUACGACGGAGCAGUGCUCAAGUACAAUCUGCGACAUUACCUAAACUUCCAUCGACAGAGUCCUUAUCAACAAGUGUAAAUUUAACAACUGCUGCACCUCCACUAUCUCCAGGACUAACUGCAAUGGGAGAAGGUAAUCAGAAGACGGAUAAUGCAUCUGAUAAGUCCUUAGAUUCCUGCAAAUUGACAAGAAAGGAAUCGUAUAAAGCUCAAAGGAAGAAUUAUAGAAUGGAAAAGAAAAGAGUUGCCAAUGAACUUUUAAGAUCAUUUAAGGAUCCAACAGUCAUUGUGAUGAGCGAUUGGCUUAAAGUUCGUGGAACAUUGAAGAGCUGGACAAAACUGUGGUGUAUUCUGAAGCCUGGUUUAUUGCUGCUAUACAAAAGUCCAAAAACAAAAAGUAGUCAUUGGGUGGGAACAGUCUUACUUAAUACGUGUCAAGUGAUAGAGCGCCCAAGCAAAAAGGAUGGGUUUUGUUUUAAAUUGUUUCAUCCCUUGGAACAAUCAAUAUGGGCUCCAAGGGGACCCGAGAAAGAAGCUAUUGGAGCUGUUGUACAACCGUUACCAACAUCCUAUUUGAUCUUUAGAGCUCCUUCACAGGCAGCUGGUAAAUGUUGGUUGGAUGCGCUCGAACUGUUUUUACGUUGUUCUUCGCUAAUAGUACGUUCCACAAGUGCAUUGCCACGUGCUCUGAUACACGAUACUACAACAACGCACGAAACUCAGUGGAGCGAAGCAGAUUAUGAAAAACAUUUUGACGAACACGACCUGGACGACAUUAGCCAACCAGAGAACGGAGUGGUAGCCGAUGCAGAGAUUAGCGCUUCGGACAGCGAAUCUGAAGGGUCAGCUAAAGAAGAUCAACCCGAAACAAUAAAUGAAACUCCGUAUAUUGCGAACGAAAAUGAAGUUCUUGGAGUGGCAGGCGAGGUCGUUGCCGAAUUACAAGACGACCAGAAGUCCUUAAUAUGGUUCUUGAUGAAACAAGUUCGACCAGGCAUGGACUUGUCAAAAGUAGUUCUACCAACCUUUAUUUUAGAACCUCGUUCGUUUUUAGAGAAAUUGGCCGAUUCCUAUUAUCACGCAGACUUGUUAUCCCUAGCAGUAGUAGAAGAUGAUGCAUUUACACGCAUGAAAGGAGUUGUUAAAUGGUAUUUAUCCGGUUUCUAUAAGAAACCACAAGGUUUAAAAAAGCCAUAUAACUCGCUUUUGGGUGAAACUUUUCGUUGCUAUUGGCAGCAUCUUAAUGGUUCAAGAACUUUCUAUAUAGCCGAACAAUUAUCUCAUCAUCCACCUAUAUCAGGGUUUUAUGUUACCAAUCGUCAGGAUGGGUUUACUAUUAGUGGUACAAUUAUUGCUAAAUCUAAAUUUUAUGGAAAUUCGACGUCAGCGGUGUUAGACGGUGUUGCAAUAUUGACCAUGUUACCUAGAGGAGAAGAUUAUACAAUGACUAUACCUUACGCUCAUUGCAAAGGUAUCCUUAUGGGUACAUUGUCUAUGGAACUAGGUGGAAAAGUUCAUAUAAAUUGCGAGAAAACAGGUUAUCAUACUGAAAUAGAAUUUAAGCUAAAGCCAUUCCUUGGUGGUGCUGAACAAAUGAAUCUAGUUGUGGGAUCGAUACGUCUUGGAAAGGAAACUCUUGCCACUAUAUCGGGAUAUUGGGACGGUCAGAUUUUAAUUACCGAUAAACGGACAGGGCAAGAAAAUGUAUUUUUCAAUCCAACUCCAGAAGUGCGUAGAAACAGGUUGAAGAAAUAUACCGUGCCUAUGGAACAUCAAGAUUCGUGGGAGAGUGAGAAAUUAUGGUACGACGUUACGCAAGGAAUCAAUCAGGACGAUCAGGUUGCUGCUACUGUCGCUAAGACCCAAUUGGAAGAGGCCCAAAGGGAACGUGCUAAAGAACGAAAACUCAAGGGGCAAGAAUGGAUUCCUAAAUAUUUUGUUCAGGAUAUUAUAACGGGUAAUUGGGUUUAUCGACACGCGGACGUCCGUCCGUGGGAUCCCAGGAACGAUGUCGUGCAAUACGAGCAAGAUUAUAUUGUGCGUACGAAAACUAGGCACAAGACACCAAUUAUGCGCGCUGGUAGUAUCGUUUCAGCCGAUCCACAAACACAGUUGCUUACAUUGCAGGUUCCGCUUCUUCAAGCUGAAUCUCGUUCUUCGCUCUCUGUAUUAAAAUCUUCGAAAAGACAAUUAUCUAACAAUUUGCCAUUAACAGAGACGGUUCAUGAUUCUGGAAGUUCAUCCGCAGAGGUACACUCGGAUUCUAGUCAGUCAAUAGGUAAAAGAAAGCGUUCUACUACUAGAAUAAUAGAUGUUAUUAAAGAGUUAGAACGUCAAAUGCUAGAAUACGGUGAGAAACUUAAUCGUAUACAACGUAUAAUAGAGCAACUUGCUAUAAGACAAAGAGAACACGGCGAUCAACAAAAUAGUAUAAGUAUAUUAAAGAACUUCAUAGAUACAAUUCUUGUUAUUGUAAUUGUUUUUUCUGUACAAUACUUUGUAAAAAUAUGGAACGAAGAACCUAGUGGAGGUUGAAGUGCCUGGUAAGAUCACAGUGUAUAUUUUAUACGUUAUUUAUCUUGUCUCAAUUCGAAUUAUCAGCUUUUGUCUAAAAAAAAAAACCUUAAAGGGAAAAAAUCCUAACAUUUAAAGUACCUAAUUUACGCGUGCUUUUGGUGAAGGCAAUAAAGCACGGCUGUUUUGGUAGAAUGUUGCUAAAGAAUAGAAUAAUAAAUUCAUAGAUUUUAAGGAAUAUCUAUAUAAUCGCAGUGCAAUCUUGUUUUACUUAUAGUUUUAAACGGUUUGGUUAAUGCUAUGUAGAAUAAUCAUUUUUCUGAGUUUAAGAAAUCUGGGGUUUCUUUUCUAGUGAUUAGUAUAAGAUUUUAUAAUUUUCAUUGAACGGUCCUCGUAGCAGCAGAGAACUAUAAAAACUGAAGAGAUUUCGAACUUUUACAGUUUCUUUGAGCUUAUCAUGUACAUAAUAUUUUCUAUAAUAGUGCACGAAAAAUAAUUAUAUUUAUUCAGAGAUUCUAACGAUGUUGUAGUAUUUACUGCAGUCGCUCAAUAGUAAAGUAUAAUGAUAAUAAUAAGAUCAUUGUAUAGAUAUAAUAACACACUUCUAUAAAUUUAAUUAUAUCAUCCUGAACUACGAAGUACGUAAAAGGGGGAAAGCUAAUUGCUGUUCCAAGUUGAAUAUAAUAUAAAUUUUAAGGCGGUCACCAAAAAAUGGAUAGCUUGAAAAUAUUAUUAACUGGUCACCAGUAUUGUUAUUGAUUAGAUAAUUCAUAAUAAAAAUAAGCGUAAAAUAUUAAUAUUGCCCGUAUAAUAUUCAAUGAGAACUUCGUCCAAAAUUUUGGAAGAUAGCUUAAGCCAUAAAGUUUGUUUUCUAUCAUUCAUAUUUUUGUAUUGCUGAAUUUAUUGCAACAUAUUUGAUAAGGGUUGUAUUAAUACGUUUCCCACGUUUAGGAAGACUCGUAUCGAUAAUGCUGUUUUAUACUUCAGCAAAUUGAGACAGAUUUUAAGCAUGGAUGCCUAUAAAUUACCGCAGCGCUAAAAUUUAUUAUACAUUUCUUGCAACUUUAAAGUCUAUGGAUACAAAGCGUUUAUUAAAAGAUGGGGGAAGCUGAAGUGUAUAAAUUCCUCGUGCAAAGAGGAAUCGAAUAGUCUUUUACCAUUUUUUAAUCGGAGGCCAUGUUUUUUUUUUUAAUAUAAAUAGUUACAAUGUCUAGGUAUGCGAACGUCAUGGUCAUAUGUUUCACACAUAAGAAACACAUGGUACAACUAUAAAGACUUACAUUUCGAAAAUGAAAUCUCAUCUUGCAAAAUAAAAUAAUAAUAGACUUUUCGAUUUCUCUUCGCAUUAGGAACUUUCAUAUUUCGAAUUCCCCCACUUUCGUGAACAAUCUACAGGGUGUUUCAAAGUUAAAUUUGAAAUACUUUACGUAUGAAU
Molecule: messenger RNA, 4613 nt
Organism: Colletes gigas
Lineage: Eukaryota; Metazoa; Arthropoda; Insecta; Hymenoptera; Colletidae
Gene: Orp8
Product: oxysterol-binding protein-related protein 8
Exons: 19
Coding region: 470-3199 (909 amino acids)
Cellular component (GO): membrane; intracellular membrane-bounded organelle; cytosol
Molecular function (GO): cholesterol binding
Source: RefSeq, a predicted model, not a curated record